UGUAUUAUGUUGACGUCUUUAAAGCAAAACUUGAAUUCAAAUCAUCCAGUGCUAAGACCACGUGAAAGAUUUUCCUUCAUCUUAGUCAGCCAAUUUGUUUAGGUUGUCGCUUCACAGCUUGGCUGACACGUCUGAUUUAGUAACGUACAUUUGGUUAAGAAUCUUUAAUGUCUCCCCUUCAAAUGGAUACUAAACACAAAGCACUUAUUCGGAAGUACAGACUCUAUUUAUCUAAUCAGCUUUUGGUCGACGACACGAUUGUUCAACUCUUAUACCAAGAGGAUAUCUUAACAGAGAGCCAAGUGGAAGAGAUUCAGACGCAAAACACAAGCAAAAAGAGGGCUUUACGGUUGCUAGACAUUCUACCUACGCGAGGACCCCGGGCUUUUGAAGUGUUUCUAAAAUCAUUAGAGCAAGAAUUUCCCUGGGUGAAAGAAAAGAUACUGCAGGACUUGACGCUAGAAGACAGCAGCGAGCCCCUUUUGAAAGCUUCAGAUCAGUGGGGUGUCCCUGACCACAUCCUCCAGAAGGUUCCGUCAGACAGGCAGUUGAACCGCCUGGCAGGUUGUUUGGGCCAAGAAUGGGAGUCUGUCCUGCUUGACCUUGGCUUGACGCCUGAGGAGCUGUACCGUUGCCAUGCUGACCACCACCUUUGCAUGCGGAGCCAGGUCUUGGCAGGACUGGUACUGUGGAAGCAGUCCCAAGGUAGAAGAGCCACAGUCCAACGCCUUCUCCAGAGUUUAGAAGCAGCAGAGCUUCACCCGUCUUCUCUGGGGGACAUAUUUCAAUGAGGCCAGAAGAGACAGGAAAAGCUUAUGGGUCCAUGUUUCUCAAUUCCAUGGGAAAUGCUUCCCGGUAUUGGGUGUCACAGUGUUUACCACCGGAUCUUCUUUAAAAAUGGGAUUUCCAGAACUAUGGCACCGAUUUGAAUCCGCUUAUUUUUUAAAGCAGUCUUCAGGACUACAGCAUUAAAAACUACUUUUUCCAAUGAAAGACUUCCACUCACAUUUGCAGCCUUUUGGAACAGGUUGAGAUUAGAACUGUUCCUUAUGUAAUAAUAAGGAGAUCUGUACAAUAUGCCAGGCAUUACCGUGCCUACUUUGUAGCUGAUACAGACAGAUUUAUUAAAAAUAAGAAGAAACCCAUAAGGGAAUUGAAACCAAGGGUUUCUAGCGGUUAGGUGCAUAUUUGUACUGCAGUGCCUUGUCCUGGAACACACUGUGAUUUUUCUCCCCUUAAUGAUGAGGUGAUGGAAUUUAUAUACCACAACUGCUCAGCAGUCAGAGCAGAAAUAUGACAACAAUACCCAUGUUUCUAAAUCCAGAACAUUUCUGACAAUUCAGAAAUCUGUUGUACUGUCAUGGACAAAUACACAGGCAGUUAUCCACUUGUUGGUCUUGUCACAUUUUUUCAGAUUCUCCAUGAUUUUGCAAUAAUUUGUAAAAUUCCUCAUAAAUUCCUUUAAUGGCAAAAAUUGGACGGCGUAUUCACACUGUUGAUUAAAUGUGGAUAGUGUGAAAGAGGUGGAUUCUCCUCAAAAACUGCCACAAGAGGAGUACUGUAAGAUAUAAUGUGACAGCUAUAUAUACACUGAUCCUCAACCAUCAUCUUCAUGUCAGAAUACAAUUGAUAAAUUGUGUUGGAAACUUCAAGUAUUACUGUGUGAAGGUCUCUAACGACAACCUGUCCUUUUCCAAGAUAUGAGUGAUUUCAGUGAUUAGCUUGAAUUCAUACUAGUCAUUUUUUUUAUUUGGAUCUCCAAAGCAGCAGCUACUUACCCAAUCAUCUUAAAAUGGAAAUCCCAUCCACAGUAAAUAAUGAAUUAUAGGAGCAUUUGUUGCUUCUCUUGUUCAGAGACCUUC
Molecule: messenger RNA, 1862 nt
Organism: Chanos chanos (milkfish)
Lineage: Eukaryota; Metazoa; Chordata; Actinopteri; Gonorynchiformes; Chanidae
Gene: cradd
Product: CARD and death domain containing adaptor protein
Exons: 2
Coding region: 168-791 (207 amino acids)
Biological process (GO): signal transduction; regulation of apoptotic process
Molecular function (GO): death domain binding; protease binding
Source: RefSeq, a predicted model, not a curated record